This is a messenger RNA of Angiostrongylus costaricensis, 828 nucleotides long. NCBI's taxonomy places the organism in Eukaryota, Metazoa, Nematoda, Chromadorea, Rhabditida, Metastrongylidae. The record is from the annotation of a GenBank genome assembly.
AUGUCUCUAAAUUCUGGUGAAGUACUUGGUGGUACGAAGCUGCUCAGCGAUGGGAAUAGGAUACCAAUGAUUGGUCUAGGUAUUUCUAGAAUUGUUGGUCAAGUAAGUAUUGCUGCUUUAGAGUCGGGUUAUAGGCUUUUUGAUACUGCCGAGUUGUACAAUAAUGAAGCAGAACUUGGAGCUGCAUUGGAGUCAAGCCUACCGAAGUUGGGGCUGAAGCGAGAAGAUGUUUUCAUAACCACAAAAGUGCAAACAAAAGACGGAGACGCUGCGAAUUGGGCGGAGAAAAGUGUUUUGGGUUCGUUGGAGAAGCUGAGAACAACGUACCUCGAUUUAGUACUGGUGCACUUUCCAAGGGAUCGCUGUACAGGUGUUGACCAUGCUUAUGAAAUCAAUAGGGAAGGCAGGAAGGAAGUCUGGAAGAAACUGGAAGAGCUUAAAGAGCGUGGUGCUGUGAAAUCAAUUGGAGUGUCGAAUUAUGAAGUCUAUCAUCUGGUGGAACUUCUCAGCUUCGCAAAGUAUCCGCCUGUGGUAAAUCAGAUUGAAUUUCAUCCGUAUUUUACUCGGCAAACGUUGGUUAAGUACUGUGUUAUGAAUGGAAUUUUCGUGCAGGCCUUUUCUUCACUGUUGUGGGGUAACAAAGAAAUCUUAAAUGAGCCUAAUGUAGCGCAGCUGGCGAAGAAAUAUAAUGCCACUCCGCAGACGAUUUUGUACGCAUUUACCUUGUGUUCUGCUAUAUCACUCAAGAGCGCUGAGGUUGAUUCACUAAAUGAACUCGGUCGGAAUGUUACAUUCUCUCCCAUGUGCGCACCCUGGAAAUGCCCCUGA